GAGACAAAGAUAUGGAACAAGAAGGAGAAAAAGGGAGAGAGGAGAGAAGACAAGUUCAACGUGCAGCAACACAACAACCUCCUCAGCAGCAUCAGAAAUGUCCACGCUGCGGUUCCAUGAACACCAAGUUCUGCUAUUUCAACAACUAUAGCCUCUCGCAGCCUCGUCACUUCUGCAAAACGUGUAAAAGGUACUGGACACACGGUGGAACCUUCAGGAACAUACCCGUUGGUGGCGGUUCCCGCAAAGUGAAGCGUGGCAAAACAAAUUCUUCAUCUUUUUCUUCUUCUUCUUCUUCAUCUUCCAAUUUGCUCACACAGCCACAGCAGAAUCUGUUGAUGAGGCCUUCACCACCCCUUAUCACUACUAUGGUUCAGUCUACUAGCCCUUACUAUCAUCUUGCUGGUGGAAGUGGGUAUUUGUCUUCUCUUGCAACACUUCAUUCUCUGAACAACAACACAUCACAGCCUUUCAAUCAGUACCUGAAAGUUGGUGGUGAUUUUGCUGGUUCUUCUAAUUCUCCUCUUGUGUCUGGCUUCAACGCUGCUUAUUCGCUUCCACCGCGAUUCCCCCAGCAACAAUCUAUGUAUCCUGCACAACAACAACAACAACAGCAACAACGUUUGAUUCCAUCAAAUAUGGCUAGCAGCGGUGCUGUUUCUCAUUCGGCUCUUCGCACGCAAAGCUUGAUCAACAAUGUUUCAACAAGUACAAACCAUAGGGCUAGUAUUUCUGAUGCUUCUUUGUGGAGUGCUGCUACUGUCAACACCACUUCCAUCGGUGGAAACUCUGAUCAGAACAAUGUCGUCAAAGGAGGUUCUUCUUCUUUGGUCCCAAGUCAUUGGCUUCAUCGCCCUGGGUUUGGUCCUCCUCAAUAAUCUUGUAGCAUUAGUUAGCACCCUUAAAACGAAGAGACAAAAAGUUUUAUCAUUCACGGUGGUAUUACUGAUUUGAAUAAAAUGGUUGUGAGCUAGAACAAAAAAAAUAAUUAAGAAUAGAGGAGAGAAUAAUUAUUUUGUCUUGUCACAACCUUCAUGUGUUUGAUUUCCUUCUAGUAUCAUAAUAAGUAGCGGGAUAUAUAUAUGUAUUGAAUUAAUUUUCUAGUUUAUUGAUGGAAGACGAUUUUGAGGGCGAGCCCUGGUGCAGCGGUAAAGUUGUGCCUUGGUGACUUGUUGGUCAUGGGUUCGAAUCUGGAAACAGCCUAUUUGCAUAUGCAAGGGUAAGACUGCGUACAACAUCCCUCCCCCAUACCUUCGCAUAGCGAAGAGUCUUUGAGCAAUGAGGUACGAAGUUAUUGAUGGAAGAGGAUUUUAUUAUGCUGGUAUUCGAGGUAAACAUAGCAUUAGCAAUAACCAUAGCCAUUUUGUUUCUUGGGUAACAAUUAGAGACUUUCUAGGUUGUGUUAGGUUUGGAAACUUUACAUGUAAUUUUGAUUUAAUAUUAGUCUAAGGUAAAGUUUGUGAGCCUUUUAUUU
Molecule: messenger RNA, 1474 nt
Organism: Glycine soja
Lineage: Eukaryota; Viridiplantae; Streptophyta; Magnoliopsida; Fabales; Fabaceae
Product: dof zinc finger protein DOF2.2-like
Exons: 1
Coding region: 12-878 (288 amino acids)
Biological process (GO): regulation of DNA-templated transcription
Molecular function (GO): DNA-binding transcription factor activity; DNA binding
Source: RefSeq, a predicted model, not a curated record